CUUGUCCACCAGGAACAUACAAGCCUGAAGGUUCACCAGGUGGAAUCAGCACUUGCACCUCAUGUCCUGAUGAGAAUCAUACUUCUCCACCAGGAAGUACCACCAUUGAGGAUUGUACGUGCCGGGAGGGAUAUCGUGCUGUAGGACAAACCUGUGAAGUUGUUCACUGCCCUGAACUGAAGCCCCCUGAAAAUGGUUACUUUGUCCAGAAUGUCUGCAACAAUUACUUUAAUGCUGCCUGUGGGAUCCGAUGCAAAGCAGGAUUUGAUCUUGUGGGAAGCAGCAUCCGGCUUUGUCAGCCAAAUGGCCAAUGGUCUGGAUCAGAGGCUACUUGCAGAGUUCGAACAUGUCCCAAACUUCGGGCUCCUGAAAACGGACACAUUAAUUGUUCAACGGCUGAUAUCUCCUAUAAGACAGUAUGUUUUGUGACCUGCAAUGAUGGCUAUGAAAUAGAAGGAAACAACAAACUCACCUGCCAGGGGACCUCACAGUGGGAUUCAAAGGAGCCGAAGUGUGUGGAAAUGCGUUGCCCUAUCCUCCAGAAACCAGCAGGUGUAACAGUUCUCCCUCCCAGAUGUGGGCUGGAGCCUGCCGUUUCUGGCACUGUGUGCCAGCUGAGCUGUCCCCAAGGAUUCAUCUUGUCUGGAGCUAGAGAAGAACUAAGGUGCAUUUCAUUUGGGAGAUGGAGUGCAAACAUCCAGGAGGCUCUGUGUAAAGAUAUUGAAGCUCCUCGGAUCCAGUGUCCAGAAAAUAUUGAGACUGAGACUCUGGAACACCAUGACUCUGCUAAUAUCAGCUGGCAGGUACCAACAGCUGAAGACAAUUCUGGAGAUGAGGUCUCAGUUCACGUUACCCCAGCUUUCAUACCACCAUUUCUUCUCCCAAUUGGCGAAGUUGCCAUUACUUACACAGCGGCUGAUAAGUCGGGUAAUGAGGCAAGCUGUACGUUCAGUGUCAAGGUUAUUGAUGCAGAACCUCCGGUAAUUGACAGAUGCAGAUCUCCACCGCCCAUGCAAGCAGUAGAUAAUGAGUACCCAGCGACAUGGGAAGAACCGCAAUUUUCAGACAAUUCAGGUGCUCCGCUGACUGUCACUAGGAGUCAUGCACCUGGAUAUCACUUCCCUAAAGGAGACACAACAGUUCAAUACACAGCCGUGGAUCCCUCUGGCAAUAACAGGACAUGUGAGAUCCACAUUGUUAUCAAAG
Molecule: messenger RNA, 1206 nt
Organism: Pelecanus crispus (Dalmatian pelican)
Lineage: Eukaryota; Metazoa; Chordata; Aves; Pelecaniformes; Pelecanidae
Source: RefSeq, a predicted model, not a curated record